Molecule: messenger RNA, 711 nt
Organism: Humulus lupulus (European hop)
Lineage: Eukaryota; Viridiplantae; Streptophyta; Magnoliopsida; Rosales; Cannabaceae
Exons: 2
Coding region: 1-711 (236 amino acids)
Source: RefSeq, a predicted model, not a curated record
AUGGUGGCUUUUACUGAAGGUUGUAGUGCUAUAUUGAAGAAUAAAAUUCCUCCUAAAUUGAAAGAUCUAGGCAGUUUUGCAAUUCCUUGUUCUAUUGGUGGUAUAGAUGUCGGUAGAGCACUUGGUGACUUAGGGGAUAGUAUUAAUUUGAUGCCCAUGUCGAUUUUCAAGAAUUUGGGAAUUGGAGAAGCAAGGCCAACCACUGUCACUUUACAAUUAGCGGGUCGAUCUAUGGCACACCCGGAAGUGGAUAGAGAUGUUCCAAUAAUUUUGGGAAGACCAUUUCUUGCCCCCGGAUGGACUUUGAUUGAUGUUCAAAAUGGAGAGCUUACUAUGAGAAUGAAUGACCAACAAGUGACCUUUAAUGUGUUCAAUUCUAUGAACUUUCUGGAUGAGAUUGAGGAAUGUUCUUCUUUGAGUGUGAUUGAUACUAUUGUGUCUAAAAAACUACUAAAAGAAACUUGUAAAGAUGGAUUGGGAGUGAUUUCACUUGAAGAGCUUGAAGAAAUGAGUAAAGAUGAAGAAACCCAAGUUACAUGGGUAGAAUCCAAGCAGUCUUUUACUAAAGUUGGAAGGAAUUUUAAGUCCUUAGAGUUAUCGGAAAGAAAUUUCAAGCCUUCCAAGUCAUCUAUUCAAGAACCACCAAAGUUGGAAUUGAAGCCUUUGCCUAAUCAUUUGAAAUAUGCUUAUUUGGGUUGUGAAGAGACUUAA